UCCCUUCUCUCUUUCCCUGCCGAGUCGCGUCACGCAGUUGUCCGGUGCGUCUCCUCUGUGUGUCCAAUUCCUGAAAAACCGGAACACUGGGAAUUUAACGCACGGGAAUAAAGCAGCAGCCGCAGCCGCAGCAGUAGGAGGAGGAGUGGUCCACAGCAGAGACCGAGAGAGACAGAGUUGUCCAGGGAAGAGGGGUCUCCCCAAAACCUGAGCCAUGAGUCGCAGCAUUGUGCGGCAGAGUAAGUUUCGCCACGUCUUCGGCCAGGCGGUGAAGGCCGAGCAGGGUUAUGAUGACAUCCGUGUCUCCAAGGUGACGUGGGACAGUUCGUUCUGUGCCGUCAACCCAAAGUUCCUGGCAGUCAUCAUUGAAUCCAGUGGAGGAGGAGCUUUCCUGGUCCUACCCCUCUCUAAGACAGGUCGUGUGGAUAAGAAUUACCCGCUGGUGAUCGGCCACUCCGGACCUGUCCUUGACAUCGACUGGUGUCCCCAUGACGACAACAUCCUGGCCAGCUGCUCAGAGGACUGCACUGCGAUGGUUUGGCAGAUCCCGGAUAAUUCACUGACCCGCCCCAUCUCAGAGCCUAUUGUAGUCCUGGAGGGUCACUCCAAACGGGUCGGGAUCGUCAGCUGGCACCCGACUGCACGCAACAUACUCCUCACUGCGGGCAGUGAUAAUCUAGUCAUCAUCUGGAACGUGGGGACAGGUGAGCCCCUCAUCUCCAUGGACGACCACCCAGACCUCAUCUAUAGCAUCAGCUGGAACCGAAACGGCAGCUUGUUUUGCACCACCUGUAAGGACCGACGUCUGCGUGUCUGUGACCCCAGAAAGAGGGAGGUAGUGGCGGAACGUCUGGCUCCUCAUGAGGGGAUCCGACCGAUGAGAGCCAUCUUCACCAGAGACGGAAACAUCUUCACCACAGGAUUCACUAGAAUGAGUCAGAGAGAACUGGGGCUCUGGGACCCGACAAAUUUUGAGGAGCCUAUUGCACUGUUGGAGCUCGACACAAGUAAUGGAGUGUUGUUACCAUAUUAUGAUGCAGAUGCAAACAUGGUCUACCUCUGUGGAAAGGGAGAUAGCAGUAUUCGUUACUUUGAAAUCACGGAGGAGCCGCCGUACGUCCACUACCUCAGCACCUUCAGCAGUAAGGAACCACAGAGAGGGAUGGGCUUCAUGCCAAAGAGAGGUGUGGACGUCACCAAGUGUGAGAUCGCCAGGUUAUUCAAGCUCCAUGAUAAGAAGUGUGAACCCAUCACAAUGACAGUGCCACGAAAAUCAGACCUGUUCCAGGACGACCUGUACCCAGACACAGCGGGGCCUGAGCCCGCCAUGGAGCCCGAAGAGUGGCUGGAUGGCCGGGAUGAAGACCCGAUUCUGAUCUCCAUGAAGGAGGGCUACAUGCCGCCGAAGAGCCGAGAGCUCAAAGUGGCAAAGAAGAACGUCCUGGAGUCCAGACCCACCACCCGGCGUAGCAUGUCCACCUGCGACACCAAUAGUCUGCCGCCUCAGCUGCUUGAGAGGUUGCUGGAGGAGAUUCAGAAUCUGAAGGCCACAGUUUUGUCUCAGGAGAAGAGAAUCUGUGACCUGGAGAAUAAGCUUUCCCAGUACACCAAUGGCACAGCCUAAUGUGCAGAUAAACACACCCUCUGAAGAACUGGUCUGAAUGUCAGAUUAUUAUUAACAAACGUUUCCCUUGCAUAGACAAGGACUUGCUCUCCCUCAUCAACAGGAGCUUUAUGUAAGAUUAUGAAUGUGCAAAAUGUAGAAUCAUACUGUGACUGAUGCAAUUUGAUUAAAGGUGGGUGCAAAACAAACUCUACACCCACAUCAGUGUAACUGCCUUUUGGUUGGUUCUAUAUUAUGCAUUUCUGCAUUAACGCUGUGGAAAAAGUGUGGAUCUAUUCACACCUUGACAGUGAUUUUUAAAGGAUGAGAGGAGUGUGAAAGUGAUGGUGAAGGAGUGAGGGGAUGUACAUUUGAAGGACAUGUGCAUGUUGGGAGGAAAAGCCCACAGCAUUAUCGCCUUUUGAUAUUAUUGGGAAAAAAACUCAAACUAAAAUGCCAAAAAAAGACCUCUAGUACUUAAAAUACAACAAUUACAAAUUUGGAAAAAUGCACAAACACAUAUUUGCCCUGUCUCCCACACGACAUAUCACCACCGACCAGUUUAUUUAGAUAAGUCUCUGAAAACUUUUCAAAGUGUAAAUAGUGAAAAAGGAGGUGGGAGGAAAAACUGUUGAACUUGUAGCAAAAAUUGUUAAAAGCAAAACGUUUUGUGUUCUGUAAAGGAUUAUACAUUACACACAUUGACAACAAUA
Sphaeramia orbicularis (orbiculate cardinalfish) is the source of this 2316-nucleotide messenger RNA. RefSeq names its product coronin 6 (gene coro6). Gene Ontology annotation, biological process: cell migration; actin filament organization. NCBI's taxonomy places the organism in Eukaryota, Metazoa, Chordata, Actinopteri, Kurtiformes, Apogonidae. The coding region runs from base 215 to 1624 and encodes 469 amino acids. The record is from RefSeq and is a predicted model, not a curated record. The transcript has 11 exons. Gene Ontology annotation, molecular function: actin filament binding.